Acipenser ruthenus (sterlet) is the source of this 2843-nucleotide messenger RNA. RefSeq names its product nuclear factor 7, ovary-like. NCBI's taxonomy places the organism in Eukaryota, Metazoa, Chordata, Actinopteri, Acipenseriformes, Acipenseridae. The coding region runs from base 420 to 2375 and encodes 651 amino acids. The record is from RefSeq and is a predicted model, not a curated record. Gene Ontology annotation, molecular function: protein binding. The transcript has 14 exons.
CACAUUCUUUCACUGGCAGACAGUGUGUGGGCGUGUUCCUCAAGGGCUGUUUCUCAGGGAACGGUGCAAUAAAACCAGGAAUUGUACUUUGACCUGUACUUUAGCUUUAGACAGGCUACUUCAGGCUAGAAAGCUGAUCAAACAGAUGGGAAGUUCUUUUCAGAGUGUGUAAAUCUUUAGAAUACACUUCUCAUAUCUAAACUCAGCUGUACUGAUGCGGUUUAAAAAGCUGUUUCUAUUUUAUUCUUAAUAGAGUUUGAGAUCUGAACUGAAGCACAAGGAGGUGCAGGUGAAAGUGAAAGCAGUUUCUACAGACACAGCAGAGAGACACCCAGCAUUGAAAACAAGACCCUGACACUCAGAAGCUGUGUGGCUCGCACCUUUUAAAAGUUGCUGGUGUGGGAUGAUCAGUAGAGAAGAUGGAAAAGAAAAAUGCAGACCAGGAAACUGUUUCAGGUGCAUCAGGAAUCCUCAGUGUUUCUCAGAGUUUUAGCAGUUUCGGCCGUGACUACAAGGGUAUAAUCCCUGCACGUGAUGCCAAGUCCAUGAGUUGGAGAAGACCUAAUCUCAGCAACCCUAAGAUUCCUGGUUUGCUGAGGAGAGUUUUCAAGGGGUCUGAUAGAAAAGCCAGACAUCAAGAGGUUGGUGAAUGGAGCCUGGAAGAGUGUCGACACUCCAUCAUGGAGCUGGCAAAGGAGCUGAACAGAGUCGUGAAGAACUCUGCCAUUCCUACCCCUGUGUCCAGUGAGGAUACGUGCAGCCUGGAAGAGUGUCGCUGCUUCAUCAUGAAAUGGGCUGACGAGUUGGACAAGCUGGUCCAGACACCAAAGCAAAGCCAGAGUGCUGGACAGGUUGAGACAAGAAAAGGAGCAGAGCUGAGAAACAAAGAGGAUCUCCCAGGACCAGAGGGGGAGGAGCUGAGUGAGGGGGCGGGACAGAACAAGGGGGAGGAGCUGAACCAAUCGGAGGAGCAAAGACUGAAGGACGGUCAUGACAUCAUCAUGCAGUGGGCAAGAGAGCUGAAGACAGUGCCAGAGAACUCUGUCUCAGCGGGGGAGGCUGUGGAACAGGGUCUUGCAGAGCUGGUGAAGGAGUGGAAACGAGGCAAGCUGAGUAACAUCUUACCCAUCAUGGAGUUCAUCAUGUGGGCCCUGAUCAAGGAGGAGGCAGACAAGGGAAUGCUGAAAUCUCUGAAUAUUGGUGCUGGGAGAUGCAUCCCUGAUUUAGUCUGGCAGUGGAUUCACAAGGCAUCAGUUGACAGUUUGAAUCUGGACCUCGAUACAGCACACCCCCGGCUCACCCUGCCUGUGGAUGAGAAACAAGUGAAAAGGAAAAGGCAGGAUCCCCAGAGAUUUGAUUACAGGCGCUGUGUGCUGGGCAAGGAGGGCUUCACCUCAGGGAGACACUACUGGGAGCUGGGGGUGGGAGAGAAUACAUUCUGGAGAUUAGGAGUCAGCAGAGAGUCUGCCCCGAAGAAGGGGAAGUUCAGCAUGACCCCCCAGCAGGGUUAUUGGACUGUGGGGUGGAGUGGAGAUGAAGAUAAAGAUGAGUUCAUUGCUCUCACUGACCCCCAGACCCCCCUCCCCCGGAGCCUGAAGCCCCAGAAGCUGGGGGUGUAUCUGGAUUAUGAGGAAGGGCAGCUCUCCUUUUACAAUGUGGAGACCAGAUCUCACAUCUACACUUUCACUGACAUGGAGUUCAAUCCCAAUGAGAAACUCUAUCCAUUCUUCUGGUCAUUGGAAUACAAAGACCUUGCACUGGUGUCCCCGGGGAAGAUGAAUGACAGCUCUUUCUUACUUCUAGUCUGGGAAGGGAUUCUUGCUGCAUCAGUUGAUGUGACUCUGGACCCUGAUACAGCACACCCCUGGCUCAUCCUGUCUGCGGAGGGGAAACGAGUGAGACUGGGAGAGACACGGCAGAGUCUCCCUGACACUCCAGAGAGAUUUGAUCUCGUGCUCUGUGUGCUGGGCAGGGAGGGGUACACCUCGGAGAGACGCUACUGGCAGGUGCAGGUGGGGGGGAAUACAGGGUGGAGAUUAGGAAUCAGCAGAGAGUCUGCCGAAAGGAAGGGGGGGUUCAGCAUGACCCCCCAGCAGGGUUACUGGACUGUGGAGUGGAGUGGAUACGGGUUCACUGCUCUCACUGACCCCGAGACCCCCCUCCCCCGGAGCCUGAAGCCCCAGAAGCUGGGGGUGUAUCUGGAUUAUGAGGAAGGGCAGCUCUCCUUUUACAAUGUGGAGACCAGAUCUCACAUCUACACUUUCACUGACAUGGAGUUCAAUCCCAAUGAGAAACUCUAUCCAUUCUUCUGUACUUGGGAUGAGAAUACAAACCUUGUGCUGGAGUCCCCUGACCCUGUCAGCGCUGCAGAUUAAACACACAUUGCUGUCUGAACCAGGAAACUAUUCAAACAGCUCAGACAAUCUCCUCUUCACUUUCACUGACACUCUCUCUGCACUCUUCUGGGCUGAUGAGAAGAAAUCCUCUCUCUUCCACCCUCUUACCCUGAGCCCCUCCUCUUUAUUUCUCUACACCCCCUUUCCUACUCUCCCUUCCUGUCUCCCUCUCUCUUUCCCCUCCACCUCUCCAUCUCCAGAUCCCUCUUUCUCUACUCUCCCUCUCUCCUCCCUGCCUUCUCUACUCUCCCUCUCUCCUCCAUCCUCUCUACUCUCCCUCUCUCCUCCCUGCGUCUCUACUCUCCCUCUCUCCUCCACCCUCUACUCUCCCUCUCUCCACCCUGCCUUCUCUACUCUCCCUCUCUCCUCCAUCCUCUACUCUCCCUCUCUCCACCCUGCCUUCUCUACUCUCCCUCUCUUCUCCAUCCUCUCUACUCUCCCUCUCUA